CACAUACACAGUUGUACCGCACCAGCAUCAUCCGACAUGGACAAGCCGACCCCAAAAAAGGUCCAGCCUAUCAGCUCCGAACGCGUGGGUCCCGCCAACGACUCGGAUUCUUCCCACCCUCAAGAACCCGAAACUCAAGUCUUGGUCUUCCACACCAUUUUCAUUUCUGAAGCUCAAACCCUCCUCCCAUGGAGUUCCCGUACAGAAAGCUCAUCCUCUUCCUCUCAAUACUCUCUCUCUCCACCCUUUCGGCCCUCUCUCACUCCCCCUUCUCCCCCGUAGACAACUUCCUCGUCGACUGCGGGUCCACCGUGGGCUCCACCGUCGACAAUCGCCUAUUCGUUCCCGACUCGGCCAAGCGCGACUCGUCUCUGUCCUCCUCUACCCGCUCCAUCACACUCAGAAAUGAAAACCCACCUCCCAAUUCGCCCCAAAUCUACAGCACGGCUAGGGCUUUCAGGCGACCUUCCAAGUACAAGUUCCUGAUCCGGGACGAAGGGACCCACAUGGUACGCCUCCAUUUUCAGACCUUUAAUUCUUUGAAAUUCGAUUGGAACAACUCUCAAUUUCAUGUCUUGGUUAAUGGGUUUGUGGCUUUGGCCGACUUUAGAGCAGGGGGUGUACAAAGCCCCAUAGUUAUGGAGUUCUUGAUCUGGGUUAGUACCGGAAAGCUUGUAAUUGAGUUUGUUCCUGCUGAAAAAUCAAACUUUGCGUUUGUGAAUGCGAUUGAGGUUAUAUCUGCGCCUAAGGACCUUGUUGCUGAUACGGCAAAGUUUGUGAGUUCUGAUAAAGUUGAGGAUUUUAAUGGGUUAGCUAAGCAAGCGCUUCAAGUUGUGCAUAGGGUCAAUGUGGGGGGUUCUAAAGUGACGCCGUUUAAUGAUUCUAUAUGGAGGACUUGGAUUACUGAUGAUGAGUAUUUGGAACCGAAUUCGGGGUCGAAAAGGGUGUAUUUUGGUGGCCGGAUCAAGUAUCAGGAUGGAGGGGCUAGCCGGGAAGUUGGCCCUGAUAAUGUUUAUAACUCUGCCAGAGUGAUUCAUAGCACAAAUGCUUCAAUCCCCAAGGUCAAUAUGACAUGGGUGUUUCCUGCCAUUGCAGGAUAUAAGUAUCUGGUUAGGAUGCAUUUCUGUGACAUUGCUAGUAUUUCCAUCGGUUUGCUGUAUUUCAAUGUGUAUGUGAAUGGGAAUUUGGCAUAUGAGAAUCUGGAUCUAUCUAUGGCUUCCAACUACAUAUUGGCAUCUCCGUUCUAUGCGGAUUUCGUGGUUGAUGGAGACGAUUCGGGUGUUCUUAGGGUAAGUGUAGGACCAUCGAAUAUGAGUGUACCUUACGCCAUUGAUGGUGUUUUGAAUGGUAUUGAGAUCAUGAAGCUGAAUAACUCAAUGGGGAGUCUUGAUGGAGAUUAUUGUGCAGGGUGGGUUUUGAGGAACUGGCCAAGUGGACAUGUUGGUUUUGUGGUUCCUCUGGUUGCUGCUGCCUGUUUGCUGCUAAGUAUAUCUUUGGUUAUGCGAAGGAAGAUGAAUGCCGAGGGUUUUGUGGCAUGGUCGAGACUGCCCAUGGAUGUUUCAGAAGCUAAUGCCAAGCAUGGCAAUGCACACCCAUCAAGUUAAAUAGGACAGCAAUAUAGGAUCAAUAAGUACCAGCUGAUGUUUUGUAAUUCUAAGUUUUAAGUUUGAAAAGGAGUGUUGUAUUGCUAUUCUAUAGGCUGUAUGAAACAGUAUGAAAUGUAAAGAUACUUAUGUGUUUGCUUAUGCAGUGAAUAUAUCAGAUCAACCCGGUUUUAACCGGACCAUUUCACGAAACCA
Prunus persica (peach) is the source of this 1799-nucleotide messenger RNA. Its product is annotated as probable receptor-like protein kinase At5g24010. Gene Ontology annotation, molecular function: protein kinase activity. Lineage: Eukaryota; Viridiplantae; Streptophyta; Magnoliopsida; Rosales; Rosaceae. The record is from RefSeq and is a predicted model, not a curated record. The coding region runs from base 189 to 1604 and encodes 471 amino acids. The transcript has a single exon.